AUGUUUAUUCGGAAAGUGGAGAAGCGACGUUUGAGAAUGAUCGGUACCGAGCGCAUAAAAAAAGGAUAUCUGAACAAUUAUUUUGCUGCGGUCUUCUAUCCCAUAGUCAUCUAUGUGCACUUGGCUUGCCCUGCGGCUUACACCCUAUUCGCGAAGGAUGGAAAUCCAUUAAGUGCAGUACUCGCACUUGCUGUUAUUGUAAUUGAAUCGCUCAAGAUUGUCUCAUAUGUGCAUCUCAAGUUUCCCAAAUCUCGUCGACGUCGGAAGUCUUUCCUUAUCAAGAGAUUCGUAGAGUUUGUUUUUCUGAGCUUUCUGAUUGCUUCUCUUAUACAACAAUGGAUGGUACCUACUGUACAUAACACAAUGAAACCUCUGAGCGAAAUGGAGUAUAGCCGAUGCCUUGAGCGAUUGCUAAAGCUCGCCAUACCCAAUAUGAUCAUUUGGCUGAUCGGUUUUUAUACCCUCUUCCAUUCCUUGCUCAAUUUUAUCGCGGAAGUGCUCAUGUUUGCUGACAGAGAAUUUUAUCGCGAUUUCUGGAAUUCCGAAACUAUCCAGUAUUUCUGGCGCACAUGGAACAUACCAGUACACCGUUGGGCAGCUCGUCAUGUGUACAUGCCAAUGAUGCGCAGUAAUUAUCAGUCAGUACUCACAACAGUAGCUCCAUCUUUCUUC
Messenger RNA from Cylicostephanus goldi, 672 nucleotides. Lineage: Eukaryota; Metazoa; Nematoda; Chromadorea; Rhabditida; Strongylidae. The record is from the annotation of a GenBank genome assembly.